AUGUGGUGGGCGCAGGGCGUGUGCACGUACGUGGUGGUGCUGGCCUGGCUCAUCACGUGGGAGAAGGAGAAGAACCAGAAGCAGAAGCUCAAGGGAGAGUGUGAAGACCCAGAGCAGUCAAAAGUCAACGACUCAGCCUCGCUGUGGCAGUGCCUGGGACCCGGCUGUGUGUUUCCCACCCGGCCAGGCUCCAAGUACUGCUCGGAUGACUGUGGCAUGAAGCUGCCUAAAUCUUCACUAUUUGGUCACACAUCCAUUUCUUCUUCUUUGAAUGCCCCCACAUACCCAUUUCUUGUUGUCCCCCCUUCCAGCCGCAUCUAUGAGAUCCUGCCCAAGAGCAUCCAGCAGUGGCAGAAGAGCCCCUGCAUUGCUGAGGAGCUUGGCAAGAAAAUGCUCGAGCGCAUCCACCGUGAACAGCAGGACACCCACACUCGCCUGAAGGAGUUAGAGUGCCAUUUCAACGAACUUGAGGCCAUCAUUCUGCGUGGCAAGCAGCAGGCUGUGUGCGAAGAUGAAGAGAGCAACAAACCUGGCAGGAACAGUGUCGACCUGCAGAUCUUCUGUGUCUCCUGCGGGCAAGCCAUCAGUGUGCAUGUUGCCCUGCACCACAUGGAGCGCUGCUUUGUCAAGUAUGAGUGCAAGUCGACCUUUGGAUCCUUGUACCCCACUUGCAUUGAAGGAGCCACAAGGCUCUUCUGUGAUGUUUACAACCCACAAAGUAAGAGAUACUGUAAGCGGCUCCAGGUGCUAUGCCCUGAGCACUCAAAGGACCCCAAGGUACCUGAGGAUGAGGUGUGUGGUUGCCCACUAAUGCAAAAUGUCUUUGAGUCCACUGGUGAUUUCUGUCGCCUCCCCAAACACCUGUGCAGCCUCCAUUACUGCUGGGAGAAGCUGAGACGUGCCGAGGUGGACCUAGAGCGUGUGCGCACGCUGCACAAGCUGGAAGAGCUGAUGGAGCUGGAGCAGAAGGUGCACACAGCCAUGUUGAAUCGGGCAGGGCUGCUGGCCCUGAUGCUUCACCAGACCAUCCAGCAUGACCCACUCACCAGCGACCUGCGCUCCAAAGUGGACAACUGAGCCCUGCUCAACUGAGGUCCUGUACUUAACACCCUCUGC
Messenger RNA from Vicugna pacos (alpaca), 1116 nucleotides. The record is from RefSeq and is a predicted model, not a curated record. NCBI's taxonomy places the organism in Eukaryota, Metazoa, Chordata, Mammalia, Artiodactyla, Camelidae.